Messenger RNA from Rhipicephalus sanguineus (brown dog tick), 1336 nucleotides. RefSeq names its product retinol dehydrogenase 14. The record is from RefSeq and is a predicted model, not a curated record. The transcript has a single exon. Bases 60 to 1058 code for a protein of 332 amino acids. NCBI's taxonomy places the organism in Eukaryota, Metazoa, Arthropoda, Arachnida, Ixodida, Ixodidae.
UAGAAAGUAGUCGAGUCGCGUUAUAUGGAAAUGAAAACAACAGCAGGAGGGGGCGGCUGAUGGUUCCGCUGUUUCCAAUCAUGGGCUUGAAAAACGUCCUUAUGUGCGCGGUCGCUGGUGUUCUGGCCGUGUUCGCGUUGCGUCAGUGGCGAGUACACACUUGGGGUCGGUGCCGAAGCAAGCGCUCCAUGAUCGGCAAGACUGUGGUGAUCACGGGCGCCAACUCGGGUCUCGGCAAGGCCACGGCGAUCGAACUUGCGCGGCGAGGAGCCAGGGUUAUUCUCGCUGUUCGCGACAUCAGUGGAGGCUUGCUCGCUGCCGCCGACGUGCGACGCGUGACUAGCAUCGAGAACGUCGUGGUUCGCUACCUGGACCUCUCGUCGUUCAGCUCGAUCCGGGCGUUCGCCAACGGAGUGCUCAAGAGCGAGAUGCAUCUGGACGUGCUGGUGUGCAACGCGGGAGUCUUCCAGUGUCCCCUGACGCUGACUCGAGACGGUUUCGAGAUGCAGAUGGGUGUCAACCACCUGGGACACUUUUUGCUCACCAACCUGCUCCUAGAUCGGCUCAAAAACUCGCAACCCAGUCGCGUCGUGGUCGUCACGUCAAACCUGUACAAGCGGGCCAAGCUCAAGUCCAGCGAACUGCUCAUGGACGUGAGCAACUACGACAAGCGACUCGCCUACGCCAACAGCAAGCUCGCCAACGUGCUCUUCGUGCGAGAGCUGAGUCGAAGGCUUCGCGGAACGGGGGUGAAGGCUUACGCCGUGAGUCCAGGCAUGGUCUACACAAACCUCGGUCGCCACACCAAACUACCCUGGUAUUUGAUGGUCCUGCUGUUGCCGUUCGCGCUGUUCGCGGUCAGAACUCCGGAGCAGGGAUGCCAGAGCAUCGUUGACUGUGCCGUGAACGAGGAGUACGAACAACACUCGGGAAAGUUCUAUUACAACUGCCGGCCCGAGAAAUUGGAGAGCAUAGCUUUGGAUGACGAUCUGGCGCUCAAGGUUUGGGCGGAGAGCGAGAAGUUGACGGGUGUGUUGUCCGUGGACGUUAGAGGCUGAGCGCGGACGUGUGUAGAUGCGAUUUCAGUGAUUGAUACGUCGAGUUUGCUGGUGUUUCAAACUCUUCGUCGUAGCACCUGUGAUCAAAUCUGUUGCGAAGGCCUACAAUUUCUGGACGCGCCUUUUAAUUCGCGGCAGCUAGUUCCACCAUAAUGUAGUAAUUUAUUGUAUUCGUGUAUUUUGUGUGUGUGUCGUAGCCUCCCCGAUCAGUUGGACGGGGAGGCCCAAUGUGUGUUCAUCCACGUCUUUACUGCGUGCGUAAAAUAAACGUGACCUCC